AUGUUGGGAGCUAUACGGCAAGCUACCCGUGUGAGGCCUGCAAAUUUGUUUUCCUCGAAUGUUAUGAGACGACAGCAUUUCUUGCAAACUAGAAAGAGAAUUUAUAGUACCGAAACAACUUCGAAGUCGACUUCGGAUAUUUCUAAAGCUACUACUAACGAGGCCACUCCUUUUAAAGGUGCUCCCCCAAUUGAAACUGUUAAAGGAGAGCUCAAAACCAAUAAUGUUGUUAAAGAAGAACUUGCAAAGAAAAAAGGAUUUGGAUUUGGCAAAUUCAUUUUAGGUAUAACAAUCUUUGGUGGUAUAGCUUAUGGUGGUGCUAUAUAUUACUCACUUAAAAAUGAAGAUUUUCGUGAUGCUUUUGUUGAAUAUAUUUACGGAGCCGAAAAAUCUGUUGAAUAUGUUGAAGAUCUUCAGAGGCAAGGAACUUUUGAACAAAUUGGAAAGAAUGUAAAACAAUUUAAAAAUAAUACUUAUGAUAAGGGUAAGGAUGUUAUAAAUAGGGUGAAUCAAAUUUUCAAACAACCGGAUAUCGUAAAAGUUCCCAUAGAAAUUGUUAAGGAAAUUAAGGAAAGACAAAUAGAACUACCUGAAGAUCCUAUUCUUCUUAAACUUGCUUAUACUCUAAAUGAACUCAUUGACAUUCUUGAUAAUUAUGAUGUUAAGGAUAAAGACGAUCUUAUUAAAAGAGCAAAGGAAGAAUUAAAAGAACUUGGUACUCGUAUUGAUCUUCUUAAAAUUGAAGAUCAAGUAAGAAGUCAAGCCCAUAUGGCCGAACAAAACGAAAAAUAUAAUCAGCUAUAUGUUUCAAAAGAAGGAGAACUAAAGCAACAAUUUGAAGAUGAAAAGAAACGUAUUUAUGAACAGUUUAAAAGUGAACUCGCUCGUGAAUCUGCUAGAAACAACGAAGAAUUGAAAAAUGAGCUUGUUAAACAAUCUGUUGAAUUACAACGAAGGUGGAUUCGAGACGUUAAAUUUAUGGUUGAAAAAGAGCGCGGUGGACGUUUAGCUAGGCUAGACAACAUUAACCAUCAUCUUAAGAUGCUUGAACGUAUAAGUGUAGAUAAUGCUGAACAUUUGGAUGAUAGUCUAAAAACUCAUAGAUUAUGGUGUACGUUAAGAGCUUUACAAAACGCAGUCGAACAACCUGAUCGAAUUCCUUUUUCUAAUCAGAUUGCUGCUAUGAGACAUUUAUCUUCAACCGAUGAAAUUGUAACAACUGUAUUGUCUACGAUCGAUGAUAAUGUUGCAAAUAAUGGAGUGGAUUCCAUAUCAGAUUUAUCGGCUCGGUUUGCAACCGUAAGAGAAGAAGUACGACGUGCGUCUUUAGUUCCUGAAAAUGGUGGGGUGUUCGCUCACCUUCUAUCCAUUAUGUUUUCAAAGAUUUUAUUCCAAAAGCAUGGACUUGCGGAAGGGAGUGAUGUUGAAUCAAUUCUUGCUAGAGUUCAAUAUCAUCUUAACGAAAAUGAUUUAGAUACUGCAACGAGAGAAUUAAAUCAAUUAAAAGGAUGGCCAAAGAAAUUGGCAGAAGAUUGGAUCAAAGCUGCCAGAAACCAUUUGGAAAUUAAGCAGGCGAUUGAGGUCAUUGAGACACAGGCCACAUUAUCAAGUCUUUCAGUAGUAUAG
Messenger RNA from Funneliformis geosporum, 1626 nucleotides. The record is from the annotation of a GenBank genome assembly. Lineage: Eukaryota; Fungi; Glomeromycota; Glomeromycetes; Glomerales; Glomeraceae.